AUGCACGGCUAUAGUUCGUCAGAGGAGUCUGAGGACCCACGCAGGCCUCGUGCCCAGCCAGCCUCAAACAGCAAUCAGGACCAGAAAAAGAAGAGAAAGAGACGAGUCCCGCCUCAGCCUUCAAUCAAUCGCAUCUGGAAGAAGUUCUCGAAUCGCAAAUUCACCAAAGCCUUGGCCGUCCUACCCUUCGAUCCAGUCCAGCCCCCGGCCUCCCCAGAUCGUCCCAACGAGCUGCUUUGGGAUGGCUACAAUCGCGCAGCAGAAGAAUGCCGUCGCAAAGUCGAGAAAAUCGUGAAGGAGUGCAAGCGUGUGAACAUGCGCUACCGGGAUCCCGGCUUUGACUUGGACUGGGACUUCAAGUACGAGAAAGGUCACUGCCUCAAUAGCUUGGGCCAGGUGAAGUUCGAACUUAACCGCUCCACGCUACUAAACUCGAGCGCCUCGGUUCCCAAAGCAGUCAAGCGUGUACAUGAAGUAUACGAAAAGCCGACUUUUAUGAAUUCACUCAUUGCCAACGAUGUUAAGCAAGGCAGCCUCGGCGACUGCUGGUUCAUGGCUGGGUUAACUGCGCUUGCUAACGUAGAGGAUGGCAUCAAGCGUCUCUGUGUGGCUCAUAACACAAAAAUCGGCAUUUAUGGAUUCGUUUUCUACAGGGACGGCGAGUGGAUCUACUCCAUCGUCGACGACAAGCUGUACCUCAAGUCUCCGUCUUGGGACCUGCCAAGCAAACAGCGAGACCUUUUGGAGCAGAUUGAUCGCGAGGAUGUAGAGAAGCACUACCGCAAGACCUACCAGACGGGUUCCAAGGCGCUUUUCUUCGCUCAGAACGUCGAACAGAAUGAGACCUGGGUCCCUCUUAUCGAGAAGGCAUACGCCAAGGCUCAUGGAGACUAUGCAUCUCUGUCUGGCGGCUGGAUUGGCGAGGGCCUCGAGGACCUGUCUGGCGGUGUCACGACUGAGCUCUUCACCUCCGACAUCCUUGACCUCGAUGAGUUUUGGGAGAAUGAGAUGCUCAAAGUGAACCAGGAAUUCCUCUUCGGUUGUUCCACCGGCGUUAUGGAGCAUGGGUAUGGUGAGCGCAACGGCAUCUCGGAAGCCCAUGCUUACGUCGUCAUGGAUGCGCGCACCCUCAAGUCCGGUCAGCGUCUUGUGAAGCUCCGAAACCCCUGGGGCAAGAUCCGUGAGGGUCUUUGGGAAGGGCCAUGGAGCGACGGCUCCAAGGAGUGGACCACCGAAGUCCAGGAAGAGCUUGGACACAAGUUCGGUAGCGACUCCGUCUUUUGGAUUUCUUUCGAGGAUAUGAUCCAAAAGUACAGCCUGAUUGAGCGCACCAGGCUGUUCCGUGAUACAGACUGGCGCUGCUGCCAGCGCUGGAUCGGUGCCGAUGUGCCGUGGAAGCCUGACUAUCAUGAGAAGUUCCAAAUCAAGCUCACUCAGGACUCGCCUCUCAUCCUUACACUGAGCCAACUUGAUCGCAAGUACUUCAAGGGGCUCCAUGGACAAUACUCUUUCCGCCUUCACUUCCGCCUCCACAACCAGGAUAGUCCAGAUGCGGAAGACUAUAUUGUUCGGUCGCAUGGAAAUUUCCUGACGUACCGAUCCGUUUCUGUUGAGCUCCCAGACAUGCCUGCCGGAAACUAUUCGGUGUAUGUCAAGGUCGUCGGUGAACGCAACUCGAAGCUCCAGUCUGUUGAAGAGGUUGUCAAACGAGAGUGCAAGGGUCGUGUCGAGAAUGAGAAGCUCGCGCAAGUUGGUUACGCGUACGACUUGGCACACAGCAAGGCUUGGGACCACAUCAACAAGGUUGCCAAGGUCCGCAAGAGGACCGAGCAUAACAAGGCUUCGGGUUUUAGGCAAAAGGAGCGGCGCCGCGCUUGGGAGAAGCGUCACCUCAACCGAGAGGCGUCCAGGAGGCAGGACGACAAGAACAAGGAUAAGAAGCAGAAGCGCCGCGAUGACUGGAACGACGAUCAACGUAAGAAAGCAGAGGCAGAACUUGCUGCUGCCGAAGCUGCUGCCGCCGCCGACGCCGCGAAGGCUGCGGAGGAUGGAAAGGCACAAGUAAAGUCAAAGGAAGAAGGCCAGCAAGAUGGCUCCAUUAAGGAAGCACCUGAUGCAAAGGCAAACCCAUCCUCAGAAGUGGUCUCUGAGAAAUCUUCCGAGGAUAUCCAUGAAAAUGCCCCGUCCGACGGGAAGGCCGAUGACAAGUCGGGUCAAGGACAGGGAUCCGAGUCUACCGGCUCGCCUCAGUUCACUCCCAAGUCAGAGGACUCGACAAUUGUGAUCGUCGCCUCUGACAAGAAGCAAGAAGUACCUCCGGUUGAUGGCAGCCCUCCUCCCGUCAACCCAGCUCCACAGCCUCAGGAAGAGAAGGUCGAAAAGCCCCAGAAGCCCCUUCUCAAGUACAAUUCAGACGGUGAUUCUUCUGACUCACCUGUUGAAGAUUGGGAUGAAAUAUACAGCAGCGACGAUAUGGUCCGCAAGCCACGCAUUGCACCCCAACAGCCUCCCCAACCUCGAGAUGACUACGACACCGAAGAAGAGAAUAUGCCAGAUCCGUGGAACGCGAUUUGCAUUGUUGGCAUCCGGGUAUAUUCCAAGGAUGCCAACCUCGAGCUUCGCACUGUCAUUGAGGGAGGUGAAUUGCUCGAAGGUGGCAUGGGCGAGAAGGGACCCGCUGACCUGGAUAAUGCCCAGGCCAAUGCCGGUGGCUCUCGCCUCGAGGACAAGGAAGAAUCCAGCCCAUAUCCCUCUGUCGUCAGACGUGAUGGGGGCCUGCUCACCCCUGGAGAUAUGAGCGCGAUGAUGCGCGAGUAUUUGCGCAUUGAUUCUGGGAGCUCGUCAUUGGUCAACACUCCAGGCGUUGCAACGCCGCUAGAAGGAGAGACGAAGCGAUUAUAG
Clonostachys solani is the source of this 2901-nucleotide messenger RNA. Lineage: Eukaryota; Fungi; Ascomycota; Sordariomycetes; Hypocreales; Bionectriaceae. The record is from the annotation of a GenBank genome assembly.